CCCGCCGCCGUUCCGCCGUGUGGCCGCGGGUCGGUCUCCUCAGACAGCCUGCUGCGUCCCGGAGCCCGUGCGGCAACAGCCGUCCCACCGCCAGCUCGUCCCUCUCGCCUCCCAGCCCACAGCAGUCGCUGGGCUGCCCCGGCCGGGCCGCGGGGCCUCCAGGCGGGGAGCGGCGGCCCAGGGCGAGCGAGGGGCUCUAGCGGCCCGCCAGGGACAGCUGCUGCCACCGCAGCACCAGGUGUGAGGCCAGCGGUUUGGCAAACUUGUGAAUGAGUGCCGUCAGUCACCCUCGUUGGUGAUGAGGCCGGAGCCCAGCAGAGCACCUGCGGCCUGUGCCUGCCUUCACAGAAAGCGAGGGGCUGAGAAAUAGCGACAGGAAUCCUGAGUGAAGAAGCGUGUCUUAGUGGCUGCACGGCCAGGAUACAUCAAAGCCUGUUCAUUUGAAGCUAAUGUUGGUGGUGAGGCCCAUUCCAGACUGAGGCCUGGCAACGCCUGAGCAGCUUCCUGGAGUCUUGUCAUGCACCAAAAAACAAUAACUAUUCCUGUGGCUAAAUUCAGGCUGGAUGCUUCUUUCUGAAAGCAAUAAUACAGAUACUACAUACAAACUUGGAACAACCAGAAUAAGGUUACUGCAUUUUCAAGUUAAGACAAAGCAGUUGGGUUUAGGAAAGUAACAGGAAACACAAGUUAAAAUCCUCCAGUUUUGCCUGAAAAAUAUCUGAUGGAUGAAUUGAACUUGAAUUUUCGGGUUUCGUUUAACUCAUUAUUCAAAGGUUCCCAGUAGGCUUUGAAUUACAGUCUUUUUUUUCAAAAGCAGAAAGAAAAAUAAAAACAAGUUUCAUACUUCGGUGUUGAGCUAUAACUUGAAGUACAGAAGGAAGACUGAAUGCACGAUGCUGAAGAACUACCAUGAGAUUCUAAAUGUCAAAUGACUGUACAAAAAAAUUAAGUGAAAGUCCACCAAAAUAACUGCAAAUGGCGUGGUGGAACAAAAUACAUUCAGUUGUACACACAGAGAAGGGUUCCAUGUUGCUCAACGCAUAAGGAAACAGGUGCAGGGAGAAGCUGGUAUGGAAAAAGCAUCUCUACAGGUGGCAGAUUUAGGAUGUGCUGACUGUACUCUUCUCCAGAUGCUGAAAUUCUGCAGUUGUAUUGAAGUGUUAGCUGGGCUAGAUAUCUGCACAAGUGUAAUGAAAGAGAACAUGCAUAGGUUAUCUCCUCUUCCUGGUGAUUAUUUGCAACCGGCUGAAAGACCCCUAACUGUUACCUUGCAUCAGGGUUCAGUUGCCCAUAAAGAUCCUUGCAUGCUUGGUUUUGACUUGGUAACGUGUAUUGAACUAAUAGAGCACCUGGAACAAUCAGAACUAGUGAAGUUUCCUGAAGUGGUGUUUGGUUUCAUGGCUCCACGCAUAGUUGUGAUCAGUACUCCAAAUUCUGAAUUUAACGCUUUGCUUCCCGGCAAAGCAUUAUUCAGGCAUCCAGACCACAAAUUUGAAUGGAACCAAGCACAAUUUCAAAGCUGGGCUCUAGAGACAGCCAGACGUUAUGAUUACUCAGUGGAAUUUACUGGUGUAGGGCACCCACCAACAGGAAUGGAGAAUGUUGGGUUUUGUACCCAAAUAGGUGUGUUUGUUAGAAAAUAUCCUCAAACCAGUGAAUCUGCUCAGUCUGAGAAACCCACUGAAGCAGUUUACAAAACGGUCUUCAGAGCUGUGUAUCCAAGUCUUAAAGAUGAGAAAUACCUGAAGAAUGCAGUGGUCAGUGAAGUUAUUUUCACAGCACAAAAUAUUAAGCGAAGUCUGCUGGACCAUUUAAUGGCAGAACAUGAGGAAUACAAUAAUGAUCCCGUUGAGAGAAAAUUCCAAUUCCAGCCUUCAGUGAACCGUUUUUCAGAAGAUCUUGGAAAACUGGUUGUUGAAAAGAGCAUGGAACCAUUUGUCCAUGGAAAUGUGGUUUAUAUACCUCUAACAACAAUUUUUUCUUUUCCCAAAGUGAAUCGGCUUUGUGGUACCUUUGAGAAGCUAUGCAAACUUAUUGCUGGCAAGGUCACACUGAGCAGUGAUGGUUCUGCUGUGAUGUUCAAUACAGAACUUGAAAAUGAAGAGAAUUAAAUAACAGAUUUCUCAGACAAAGUUCCAUUAAAGCAAUUUAGGUGUUUCUUCAGUAGCUGUCAAAUGCUGUGUUCUAUAUGGACCUAGAACCACAAAAUCUUUUCUAAACCUUCCAGUAUUUAUCCAUCAGCACCUCUCUCACUGAGUAAAGAUGAGUGCUUCUGACAAAGAUCCCAGUAACUGGUAGGGUUUUAAAAUAGAGUAUCAGGGGCGAAACAGAAAGAAUUAAUUCAUGUGAAGAAAGAAAUAAGUAUUUAUCUUUGUUUUCUACCACCAUUUUGUAGCUAUCAUGACUAGAUUCUUUUUGGUAAUCUUUUGUAUGCUCCAAGGAUAGUUCAUGAUAAUACAGAACUAUGUUGUUGUGCUGAAUAAUGUGUCAGACAAAUAUUUACAACAAGUUUUUUUGUAAUAGAAUAAAAUUUAUAGAUGAGCUUUUUUAAGAUGAGCACAUACUCAGCCAUGAUGUGGGAUGUAGGGUGAGGGGAAAAAAAAAAAGGAUAAAUUUAGUCUUAUUGUCUUAUCCAGUUUCUGCUACUUGGGAAAUAACUUGCAUCCUGUAACUUUUCAGAAGCUGAAUUUAAUGAUUUUUGAAACUGGUAUCUUUGACUAUUGUUUUUGAAAAAAUAAAAAAUAGCUGUCUUUGUGAAUGCUGAAGUGGCCUCAGUGUACCUGGAAAAAAAAAUCUGCAUUUUCACAUGCAGCAGUUUUCCAAAAAGUUUCAACGACGCAUUCAGCAGAGGUGUUCUAGAUAGUACAGUUUACUGGCUUGGCCAGGGUGACUUUUUCUUAAGCAGACCUGAAUUGUGUCUGUAAAUGUCUGGUAGCAAAUGUUAGAUGAUGGACUUACGAAGACAGAAAUUUUGAAGGGUGCAGAGGAUUGGCUUGUUCCUACAGUAUCCAUGAACUGACACACUGCAAUUCUUUUUAAGCUUCUGUGCAUACCCAAAUUAGCUUAACCAAUGAUUUUAAUGACUGUGUAUUUCUUACGAGUAAAGAGUUGGUUAAUUAAAAAGCCUCAUUUUGUGUAUAUUUCACAAUGUCAUUGGCAGCUUUGGGUGAACUAGUAGUAUCAAGCUGACUUAAUGUUUGUGAAAGUUUCACAACUUUCUGAAAAUAGAAACUUUUGUGUAAGGGCUGGCUGUUUCAUAAAGAAGAUGGCUGCAUUCUACCAUCUACAUUUUUGGAAUCCACUUGGAAUGAUUAAGGUGAAAGAUCAGACAUAAAGGGAAAAGGCAGCUGUAAUUCUCUGGGUUGAGAAAUGUUACAAAAUCUGUAAGAGGUAGAGUUUCAGGGACAGAAGAAUGCUCUGCAGUGCUCUGUCAUACUGAAUGAUUUAAAAAUGCUUACUCAAUAAGCUUUAUAUUUUGUGGGAGAUUUCUUCUCCUGCAACAAAUAGACAUGGAUUAUUAAAAAUUAACACAAUAUUUAUAAUCAUUUUAAGAACUAAUUAAAAUGCAUCUCUAAUACAAUAGUUUAAAUGGUUUUACUUGUUUUGACAUUGUGAUAUGAAGUUGCCAUAGUUGGUAUGUUAAAGUAUAUGUAAAAUUCAAAAUUGGUAAAUAUGCUUUGGACACUAAUAAGCGUAGCUGUUUCAGAAUAGCCUUGGUUUGUUAUUAGAAAAUAUCACUGCAGUUCACUAUAUGGUUUUCUUUAGUUAGAAGAUUUUUGGACCAUGGAACUUCUUCCUGUGUCUCUUCUUUUCUGAACAUUAGAUCUUUAGUGUACUUUAUAGCAUGAUGAUUUUAAAAUGAGGAAAAGGGAAGAGAAGGAGGUCCUGUCAGAUUUGGAAUGAUAUUUGUGUUUAAUUUUGUAUUCGGGUACCAUCUAACUACAGGAAUGUCUUGUGAAUGACAGGACUGUAUAUGAAUACAUGCUUGUUUUUCCUCAAAACAUUGUACCCUUAAAGCUUGUAGGUAUAUAUCAAAGUGGUUUCUGUGACUAUUUGGUGGACUAAUGUGAAGGGUCCUAAACCUUAAUCCAAUUUUUAAGGGGUUCAUGGAUUCUCUUCCCCUUCUUUGUAACAGGUUUUAGUUUUUAAUGAUAUUAAUAGCUAGGGCAAAUAUCAAUUCCUUCAUUCUUGCUUCUGCCUUUCCUGGGGAAAAUCUAAAGUCAGACUACAGAUGUUUGGCCCUAUCUGUUCGCAGUGUUCCUUAGUUUAUUUAUAUGUGCUGAAACUGAAGAAGCUAUUACAUAUCAUAUACAGAAGUGCUAUUUAGAAUAUAUACAUUUUAAUGGAGACUGCUGGCUUUUAGUAAAACAAGGUAUGCUAUUUUGUGUGCCAGCUUUCCACUGGCUUAAAUAAACGUUAAUCAAGACUUUAAA
This is a messenger RNA of Columba livia (rock pigeon), 4433 nucleotides long. It is a transcript of the gene HENMT1, whose product is annotated as HEN methyltransferase 1. Gene Ontology annotation, biological process: RNA methylation; siRNA processing; piRNA processing. Gene Ontology annotation, cellular component: nucleus; cytoplasm. The transcript has 6 exons. Gene Ontology annotation, molecular function: RNA methyltransferase activity; O-methyltransferase activity. The record is from RefSeq and is a predicted model, not a curated record. Lineage: Eukaryota; Metazoa; Chordata; Aves; Columbiformes; Columbidae. The coding region runs from base 1071 to 2111 and encodes 346 amino acids.